Molecule: messenger RNA, 2562 nt
Organism: Plasmodium vinckei vinckei
Lineage: Eukaryota; Apicomplexa; Aconoidasida; Haemosporida; Plasmodiidae
Product: ATP-dependent RNA helicase DBP4, putative
Exons: 2
Coding region: 1-2562 (853 amino acids)
Biological process (GO): rRNA processing
Cellular component (GO): nucleus
Molecular function (GO): nucleic acid binding; ATP binding; RNA helicase activity
Source: RefSeq, a predicted model, not a curated record
AUGAUAGGCUAUAAAAGGAAGAUCGAUAAAAAUAAUAAAAUUCACAAUAAAAACUAUCAUAAUAAGGUAAAAAAACACAAAGGAAAUAAACAAUUUCGAAAAAAUAACAAUGCAGAUGAAAGGGCACAACUACAAAAAGAGAUUGACGAAAAGUUAAGAUUUAUAGUGGAAGAAAAUAAAAGAAAGCAAUAUGAUGAAUUGAGACUCAACAUAGAAAAUGAAAAAAAGAAGAAAAAGAAAAAUGAUAGUGGGGAAGCAGAAAGUGAUAACGAAGUUAAGCGGUAUAAAAACAACUUAACUAUAAUUGACAAAAAUGUAUUAACACAAGAAGAAUUUAAAAAUCUACCAAUAAGUAAAAAAACAUUAAGAUCACUAAAUGAAAAUAACUUUACUCAUAUGACAAAUAUACAAUCGGUGUCUAUACCUAUAGUCUUAUUAAAUAAACAUAUAUAUGCUCAAGCACAAACUGGAACAGGGAAAACAUUAUGUUUUUGUGUGCCAUUAAUUGAAAAACUUUAUAGAGAGAAUAUUGAUAGUUCCAAUAAAAUAUUAGGAGGAUUAAUUAUAACUCCAACAAGAGAAUUAGUAUUUCAAAUAUUUGAAGUUUUAAACAUGUUAAAUAAAUAUCAUAAAUUAAAUAUUUGUUGUGCAAUAGGUGGAAAAGAUGAAGAAAGAGAAAAAGCUAUUUUUAGUUAUUCCAAUAUUAUAGUAUGUACACCUGGAAGAUUAUUAUAUCAUUUAGAAAAUAAUUAUUAUUGUAAUUUAGAUUAUUUAAGUACUUUAAUAAUUGAUGAAAUUGAUAAAUUAAUUGAUAAAAGUUUUUAUGAUAAUUUAAAAAGUAUUUUAUUAUAUAAACCUAAAGAUAAUUGUCAAAUUUGUUUAUUUUCAGCCACAAUAUGUAAAUUUUUAAGUAUCAUAUUAAAAACAUUUAACAUUAAAGAUUAUGAAUAUGUCAGUAUAAAUAAUAAUGACAAAUAUAUAGAAAGUAAUAAUAUAAAACAAAUAUAUAUUGAAUGCAGUAUAUAUGACAAAAUUAAUUAUUUAUAUACUUUUUUAUUUUCAAAAAAAAAUAGAAAAAUAAUUGUUUUUUUUUCAACAUGUAAGCAAGUUCGAUUUAUGUUUGAAGUUUUUAAAAAAAUUAAAGUGGGUGUUAUGAAAUUUUUACAAUUACAUGGAAAAUUAAAGCAAACAUCACGACUAAACACAUAUCAUUUAUUUUCAAAAAAAAAUAAUUUUGUUUGUUUGUUUACAACGGAUAUAGCUUGCAGAGGUCUUGAUUUUGCUUCAGUUGAUUGGGUUAUACAUUUUGAUUUUCCAGAAAAUUUAGAAACAUUUAUUCAUAGAUCAGGUAGAACUGGUAGAUUUACUAAUGUAGGAAAUAGUCUUAUCUUUUUAACAAAUGAGACUGAUAAUAAAAAAUAUUUUUUAAAUGUAUUAAGGGAAAAUAAUAUUGAAAUAGUUGAAAAAUUUAUUAAAAAACAAAAACUUUUUGAUAUUAAUAAAAAAAUACACUCUUUAAACGCAGCGUUUGUUGAAAUUAAGCAUUUAGCAAAGAAAGCAUUGAUCAUUUAUUUAAGACAUUUAUAUAUUAUUAUGAAAUUUAGAGGUAUUAAAAAUCUCGAUUUAAAUCAGUUAGCCUAUGCAUAUGGACUUAUCGAAUUUUCUCAAGAAAUGAUGGAUGAAUUGAAUAUAAAUGAUGGAAAUAAAAUUGAAAUGAAAAAAAAAAGAUCCAGAUUUGAAAAGUUUUUAGAAAUACUCAAAGCUCGCAAGUCGAAAAAGGGAGGAAAAGAAGGAAAUGGCGAUGAUGCAAAUGAAAACAAAAAGGAUAACAUGAAUAAGUCAGAAUACAACAAUGUUGAUAAUAGUAAUGAAUCAGAGGAUGAAGUGAGACCAAGCAAAACUCUAAAGUCGAGAGAUACCUCCAAAGGAAACACAAACUCAGACAAUGAUGAUAUUACGAAUAUGCAAGAAGAGGAUGAUUUAUUUGUUCCUCAAAGGGUUGAAAUUGAAGACAGCGGUCCUUUAUUAUUACCAACUAAAAAAAGGCGAAAACGAGUCAAGGUAGCCAAAAUUCUAAGUAAUAGUGUAUUAUAUGAUGAUGUAGGAAAUGAAAUAAAUGAUGAAAAUGUAAAGUUUAAGAUAUUGGUAAAUGAAUUAAAUGAAAAUGAAGAGAUGGAACAAAGCGAUAUAGAAGAUAAAGAUACUGAAACAGAUGAUGCAUAUACAAAGAACAAUCGUGAUGAAAAAUCAUAUAUUGAAUUAUUAAAAGAAAAAGUUGAAAAAGAUAAUGAACAAAUAAAAAUUGAUAAACUAAGGAAAAAAGAAAGUAUGAUGAAUAGAGAUAAUUCCGAUGAAGAAUCUGAUUAUGACGAUGAAUCAUCAUCUUAUCAAGAAGACAACUAUAACAGUUCUGAAAAUAGUACCAUCAUGAGUGACCAAGUUGAUGAUACACAAAAAAUGAACAAAUUAAUUGAUAAGAAAUCUCAAACCAAAAAACAAAAAGAAGAUAAAUUAAAUGAAAAUAUAUCAGAUUUAGAAGACAAAGUAAUGAUGUUUUUAUAA